AUGUUCACAAGAGCCAGACACAGAGCGGCCUGCCGGUUGCUACCGUUCUCUGCAAGACGAUUCAUAGCCACAGUAUCUGGAUCCACGCCUUUAGAAACGAUCAUAGAGGACACCAUUAAAACCAUUGGACCCAUCAGCCUGUCAAAGUUCAUGAGGACAUGUCUAACGCACCCUGAACACGGCUAUUACAUACACAAAGACCCUUUAGAUAAAAAUAGCGGCGACUUCAUUACCGCGCCGGAGAUAUCUGUCGCGUAUGGGAUGACCUGCGGACUGGCCUUUGUGCGAAUGUUUCUGGCCCAAUUGCAAUACCAGAGUCGACACAAUCCUGAUUUCAAGGUCAAAGACAAGAUUUUCCGUGUAGUUGAAUUUGGCCCGGGCAAGGGCUCCAUGAUGAGGGGACUGGCCAUGGUUUUCAAGCAGUAUAUAAUAGACAACCCUGUGGAGAUUGUCAUGGUGGAGAAAUCUGAUAUUCUCAUCAGGGAGCAGCACAAACUGCUAUGCAAGUUUCAAAGGCUCGAACAGGUCGACGAUUACAACUUCGAAAGUAUAACAGAAUGGGGGCAGCCGAUCGCAUGGCAGAAAAACGACCUUGUUGAUAUGGAUCUGGACUCCAAGUACAUGAACUUUGUUGUUGCUCACGAAUUCUUCGACGCCCUGCCCAUCGACCGAUACAUCAAGACCCAACACGGAUGGCGAGAGUACUUGGUAGAUGUGCGGGAGCCAGAAGCAGACAGACGAGGGAAGUUUGGGCUUGUGGUAGCUCCCCAUGCCACGCCGGGCUCGUUCAUUCCGGCAACCGACGACCGCUACAAUAAAUUGGCCGUCGGGGCCAACGUGGAGAUCUCAGCGGAUGCCCACAUGUAUGCGUCGCAAUUUGCCAGAAUAAUCAACUCAGGUGACGUGGGUGGAGCAGUGAUCAUAGACUACGGCCCAAAGGAUACAAUCCCGAUUAAUUCGCUGCGAGGCAUCAAGGACCAUAAAUUUGUGGACCCGUUUUGGGAGCCUGGCAAAAUUGACCUCUCUGUGGACCCGUCUGUUUGA
Molecule: messenger RNA, 1044 nt
Organism: Ogataea polymorpha
Lineage: Eukaryota; Fungi; Ascomycota; Pichiomycetes; Pichiales; Pichiaceae
Exons: 2
Coding region: 1-1044 (347 amino acids)
Biological process (GO): mitochondrial respiratory chain complex I assembly
Cellular component (GO): mitochondrion
Molecular function (GO): protein-arginine omega-N symmetric methyltransferase activity
Source: RefSeq, a predicted model, not a curated record